Molecule: messenger RNA, 1563 nt
Organism: Hydractinia symbiolongicarpus
Lineage: Eukaryota; Metazoa; Cnidaria; Hydrozoa; Anthoathecata; Hydractiniidae
Product: feline leukemia virus subgroup C receptor-related protein 2-like
Exons: 3
Coding region: 1-1563 (520 amino acids)
Biological process (GO): heme export; transmembrane transport
Cellular component (GO): membrane
Molecular function (GO): heme transmembrane transporter activity; heme binding
Source: RefSeq, a predicted model, not a curated record
AUGCUGUACAUCUUAGGUAUCUCAUUGGGUGGUAAAAGGAUCAAAAAUAGUCAAAUAAUAAUAAGUGUCAAUAAGAUGGAUAAAGCGAGUCUUAACACAUCAGAUAAUCACAAUGUGAUUGAAUGCAUUCAAAGCAAUGAUGAAAAGACAGUUCAAAUUCAGACAUAUAAGUAUCGAUGGAUCAUACUUAUGUUAUAUGGCAUCACAAUGGCAUCUACUGGCAACAUAACAUGUUGCUUAUACAACAUCACAGACUUGGUGUGUGAAUACUAUGGUAUAUCAGAAUCAUCUUUAUUUCUUGCUUCAACAAUAGGUAAUGCGAUUACUGUGGCUACACUAAUUCCAGCUACUUUUUUACCAUCACGUUAUGGCUUGCGCACAGCAGUGAUGGUUGGGUCCGGCAUACUUGCUGUUGGGGCAGCAUUUUUUGUUCCAGCCAGUACAAAAAAUGGUUAUGUUUGGUUUAUUGUUAGUCAAACAUGUUUUGGAACAGCUACUGGAAUAUUGUUUCAGUUGGCUCCUGAUAUUUCAGCUGUAUGGUUUCCUACAAACCAACAUACUCUAGCUACCAGUAUAAAUUUUCAGAUGCAGAGUUUCGGUGUGGGGAUUAGUUACUUAUUAACAAUGUUUUUGUUCAAUAAUGCCAAAACUUUGUCCAAGUUUACAAUUCAGAAUCGGUUGAAAAUUCUUAUGUACACCGAAAGCACGAUAUGUAUAUUGGUGUUUUUUUUUAAUUUAAUUUUUUUCAAGAAUCUUCCAAAGCUACCUCCUUCUAUGUCACAAGCAAAAAGAAGUGGCCCUGGAAAUAUUCCUUUUUGGGAAAGUAUUCAGUCGCUAAAAAUUAUUUGUAGAAAUUGGAAAUUUGGCGUGUUAGGGUUAGCAUUUUCCUUUAACUUUGCAUUUGGGUAUGCCUAUCCAUUGAUAAACAACAGUUUGAUAACUCCGAAUUAUGCAAAUGGUGAAUUGCUUGUAAGCAUAUGUGGUAUUUUUGUGGUGUUAUGUAGUGCUAUAGGAACUCUUUUGUUUAGCAUGCUGUUAGAUAAAACUCAUCAAUAUAAAACGCAACUUAUUGUUCAAUUGGUUGUAUCGUUAGUGCUAAUGGUAGUGUUUUCUGUGUUACUUAUUCAUAUGUAUUCAUUUUAUAUUGUGUGUGCCAUAAUUGUUGUGUGUUGGUUCUUCUUUUAUUCUACUCAAAGUAUAAUAGUGGAGAUCAUAGCAGAAGUUACUUACCCUGUGAAUAACAGUACAGCAUUGGUUUUGUGUGUUGUAAUAGGUCUUCUACUUGGGACUUCAUUGACUCAACUAUCAGGAUGGUUUGCUGAUAGGAAUCAAACAGAUGUUAUUUGUUGGAUUCUUAUAGGAAGCAUAGCUGUUCAAAUCUUGUUGGUAUGGGGUGUUAAAAUUGACAAAAAACGCAGUCUGAUGGAUUCGGACACCUGGCUACUUAUAAGAAUGGUUUGUAUUGUUUUUGUUGUGCAAAUAGCAUCUGAAUUUCCACAGUCACUCACUCUCAUUAUAUUUGAUCAAUUAAGGCUGCAAAAACUGAACCAAACCAAAGGUUGA